This is a messenger RNA of Eucalyptus grandis, 2305 nucleotides long. Its product is annotated as 3-ketoacyl-CoA synthase 6. Gene Ontology annotation, molecular function: acyltransferase activity, transferring groups other than amino-acyl groups. The record is from RefSeq and is a predicted model, not a curated record. The transcript has a single exon. Gene Ontology annotation, cellular component: membrane. Gene Ontology annotation, biological process: fatty acid biosynthetic process. The coding region runs from base 160 to 1650 and encodes 496 amino acids. Lineage: Eukaryota; Viridiplantae; Streptophyta; Magnoliopsida; Myrtales; Myrtaceae.
UUCAAUUUGCUCACCACCCCACUCGCCUCCGCCUUUAUAUCUCUCUCCUCUCCCCCUAAGUAACUCCCUCCAAAACUCAACUCCGCCCCCUCCUCCCCCUCCAAAAGCAGUCAGCCAAGCCUCUCUCUCCAGCACUCUUUUAUUUCGGUCGGACGCGCCAUGGCUCGGAGCCUGCCGGACUUCUCCAACUCGGUGAAGCUCAAGUACGUGAAGCUGGGCUACCAGUACCUGGUGAAUCACAUUAUCCCCCUCACCCUCGUCCCCGUCAUGGCGGGCGUCCUGAUGGAGGUCCUCCGCCUCGGCCCCGACGAGAUCCUCGGCCUCUGGCGGUCCCUCCACUUCGACCUCGUCCAGAUCCUCUGCUCCGCCUUCCUCAUCAUCUUCGUCGCCACCGUCUACUUCAUGUCUAAGCCCCGCACCAUCUUCCUCGUCGACUACGCCUGCUACAAGCCCCCCGUCACCUGCCGCGUCCCCUUCUCCACCUUCAUGGAGCACUCCCGCCUCAACCUCAAGGACAAGCCCAAGAGCGUCGAGUUCCAGAUGCGCAUCCUCGAGCGCUCCGGCCUGGGCGAGGAGACCUGCCUGCCACCUGCCAUCCACUAUAUCCCCCCCACCCCCACCAUGGAGUCCGCCCGCGGCGAGGCCGAGCUCGUUAUCUUCUCCGUCAUGGACUCCCUCUUCCAGAAGACCGGCCUUAAGCCCAAGGACAUCGACAUCCUCAUCGUCAACUGCAGCCUCUUCUCCCCCACGCCCUCCCUCUCCGCCAUGGUCAUCAACAAAUACAAGCUCCGCAGCAACAUCAAGAGCUUCAAUCUGUCCGGCAUGGGUUGCAGCGCCGGCCUGAUUUCCCUCGACCUCGCCCGUGACAUCCUCCAGGUCCACCCCAACUCCAACGCCGUCAUCGUUAGCACCGAGAUCAUCACCCCAAACUACUACCAGGGCAACGAGCGGGCCAUGCUGCUGCCCAACUGCCUGUUCCGCAUGGGCGGUGCCGCCAUCCUGCUGUCGAACCGGCGGUCCGACCGGCGGCGGGCCAAGUACCGGCUGGUGCACGUGGUGAGGACGCACAAGGGGGCCGACGACAAGGCGUACCGGUGCGUGUACGAGGAGGAGGACAAGGAGGGCAAGGCGGGAAUAUCUCUUUCCAAGGACCUGAUGGCAAUUGCCGGGGAGGCGCUCAAGUCCAACAUCACGACGAUCGGCCCGCUGGUGCUGCCGGCGUCGGAGCAACUGCUCUUCCUGCUGACCCUCAUCGGCCGCAAGAUCUUCAACCCCAAAUGGAAGCCCUACAUCCCGGACUUCAAGCAGGCGUUCGAGCACUUCUGCAUCCACGCAGGCGGACGGGCGGUCAUCGACGAGCUCCAGAAGAACCUGCAGCUGUCGGCCGAGCACGUGGAGGCCUCGCGGAUGACACUGCACCGUUUCGGCAACACGUCGUCGUCCUCGCUAUGGUACGAGUUGGGGUACAUCGAGGCCAAGGGGCGGAUGAGGAAGGGGAACAGAGUUUGGCAGAUCGCGUUCGGGAGCGGCUUCAAGUGCAACAGCGCAGUGUGGAAGUGCAACCGGACCAUCAAGACGCCCAUCGACGGGCCGUGGGCCGAUUGCAUCGACCGAUACCCCGUCCAUAUUCCCGAAGUGGUCAAGCUCUGAGUGGCCGAGAGUGGUGAAAGAAGAAGGACAAGAAGAAGUAUAUCAUUGAGCCAUCAAGCAUAAAGGGUUUGAUAGGUGGAUUGCGACUCUAUGGAAAUAGCUCUCUCUCUCUCUCGGUUUCUUUUUUCUUUUCUUUUGGCUUUCCUGCCUUUGAUUUCAGUUAUUUGCUAAAUCAGAGUGGAUUUGCAUUUACUCCUUCCUUCCUCCCUUCAUCUCUCAGUCAUCAGCCAUCAGUCAUCAGUCUCAAUCUCCAACACCAUCCCCCUUCUCUUUUUUACGUGCAUCAUCAACAUCAUCUUUGUACUCCCAUCCCACCCAUCUCUCUCUCUCUUUUCUCUCUCUCUCUGCUAAAGAGUUUGUCUUCUCGGGUCGUCGUCGAGUGUAUUCUCUCUGCAGCUAUAAAUUUGCAUAGAUACUCUUUCCAAAUGUCCUCCUCCUUUUCUUUACUGUGUAUUAAAUUUUCAUUGUCCAUUGUAGCGCCCAGUGCAUAUAUGAAAAUUAGACACAGGAAACAAGUGUAUUAUUACCUAAUAUGAGAAAAGGAGACUAUAUGGUUCAUAGAAUUUUCUUUUGGUCUUUUAUGUUGCCUCUUGUAAUGCUAUGUUGUGUUUUCAAUGGUUAUUUCUUAUCCAUCCCUUGAAUAUUAUCUUGGUAA